Camelus dromedarius (Arabian camel) is the source of this 748-nucleotide messenger RNA. Its product is annotated as radial spoke head 14 homolog. Gene Ontology annotation, molecular function: protein binding. NCBI's taxonomy places the organism in Eukaryota, Metazoa, Chordata, Mammalia, Artiodactyla, Camelidae. The record is from RefSeq and is a predicted model, not a curated record. The coding region runs from base 208 to 699 and encodes 163 amino acids. The transcript is spliced from 4 exons.
AGAGGGACACAGUAGACGUGUGGCUGCCUCCUGCCUGGCCUGGACCGACCCUGACACCACCCUGCCUCGGCCCCCAGCCCAAGUGUUCCUCCAUCUGGGGCCCAGGGCAUUGUCAGCAGCGGCCUGAUCCCCUCGCUGGUGUGGAAGCUGCAGAGGGAGGAUGAAAAGAUCCAGGCGCUCCUCCUAGACACACUGGCCGCCUGCCUGAUGGAGGACGCCACGGAGGCGCUGGCCAGCUGCGUGGUGCCCUUCCUGAAGGAGAAACUACUGAGCGCCAACAGCGACAUCCGCGCCAAAGCCGCCCGCACACUCAUCGCAGUCAGCAUCCCUCUGGAGGGCAAGAACCAGGUGUGGCAGCAUGAUGUCAUCCCCAUCCUGGCGCACCUGCUGAAAGACAAGGUGGACGAGGUGCAGGCCAACGCGGCCGGGGCCCUAACGUACGCCACAGUGACCACCAAAGGGAAGUACGCGGCCUUGGACGCAGAAGCCAUCCGUCCGCUGCUGGAGCUGCUGCACUUGUCCUCUAGCAAGGUGCGCCUGAACGCCAUCAAGGCCCUCACCAUGCUGGCUGAGGCCCCCGAGGGCCGCAAGCUCCUGCAGGCCCACGUGCCCACUUUCCGCGCCCUUGAGAAGGACGCCAGCGCAGCCGUGCGGCAGGCAGCCCAGAUCGCCAUCCAAGUCAUUGAGUGGAAGCCCUGAGCCUCCUAGCAGGCCAACUUGCUGACUCCAUGCCUGAAUAAACGCACUG